This is a messenger RNA of Argentina anserina (silverweed cinquefoil), 5095 nucleotides long. Its product is annotated as SAC3 family protein B. Lineage: Eukaryota; Viridiplantae; Streptophyta; Magnoliopsida; Rosales; Rosaceae. The record is from RefSeq and is a predicted model, not a curated record. Gene Ontology annotation, biological process: mRNA export from nucleus. Gene Ontology annotation, cellular component: cytoplasm; transcription export complex 2; nucleus. The coding region runs from base 23 to 4972 and encodes 1649 amino acids. The transcript has 18 exons.
CGAGAAGGAAGAAAGAACGAACAUGAACCCCAACAUGUUCUCGAGCUUCACGGGUCAGAUAGGACCCGCCGCUGAAAAAUCCACCCCCGUCCAAUUCGGCACCGGAAUUCGCCGCCCUCCUCCUCCGACGACCGCCCCUCCUUUUCCCCACUCCGCCCCUCUCCGAUCUCCUCCUCCUCCCAGUAAACCUGAAGCUCUAGGGCAACCCCGAUCGCCGCAGUUGGUAUUUCAAGGUUCUCAUCCUGGUGCAAGUAAUUCUUACCGACCUGCAGGGGGAGUGCAAAGGUCCCCUGAACCUCUUCUUAGUUGGAAUGGUGCUCAGAGACCAUUGUCAAAAAAUAAUGAUGCCAAGGUUCAUCAAAGGCCAUCUGCCGUCACAUCAUUUGUUGUUUCUCGUAAUUCUGACACUAGUGUUACAGCCAAGGUUUCCAGGUUCCAGGACAUGCGAGGGAACAGAUCCCCUCCCUUUGUAUCAAGAGAUAUAAAUAUCAGAAAUUCUCCUCAAAGUGUCCCAAGAAGUCAUAUAGUUCCUCCAAGAACUCAAUCACCUACCUCGACUUCAUAUAACUCUCAGCCUGUUCAGGAUUUCAAUCGUGUAGGUGGAGAUGAAGGACACUUGGUUCCUCCAAGAUCACAGUCACCUCCCUCAUCAUCUUAUAACCAUCAUCCUGUUGAAGAUUUUGAUUGUUUUGGUGGAGUUGAAAGUCACUUGAUUACUCCACAAUCACGAUCACCUCCCGCAGGCUCCUAUAACCAUCAUCCUGUUGAGGACUUUGAUCAUCCUGGUGGAGUUGUAGGAUUGCAGGCUUAUCAAGAAUCAUCUCGAGUAUCACCUUCUGUCAGCCCUUUUGACUCUGGUAGAAGAACUCCUGUGAACUAUGAUGACGUCCAAGUCCUGAAACGAGCUAGGCCUUCUGUAUCUCCUAUGCGGCCAAAUGCCACUUCAAGUGCAAAUUUCAGUACUCACGAUUCGCGGGUUCAGCAAAAGUCUCGGCAGUCUCCAAAAAAUUCCUUUUCUGAAGCUGCUGCUAACAAUUGGACUGCUAUACCGGUUGCCAAAAGAAUGAUGUCGCCUCCUUUACUUCCUGAGGGAAAUUCAUAUGCCACUCAAGAUGAUACUGAACGAGAGAUGCAAGCAAAAGCAAAGCGAUUAGCCCGCUUCAAGGUUGAGUUAAACAGAAGCCCACAGAAUGGUAAUGAUAUGGUAGAGCAAGGGAUUUCUGCGAUUAAAAGUGAACUAUCUAGUGUUGAGAGGAACCGAUCACUUGCAUAUAGUUCUACUCAAUUGCCGAGGGAUGUUACUGAUGGCAAUUCUGUAUCCGAGAGCGAAGGUGUAGAAUCAUCUGGUGUCAUUGUUGGUGUAUGCCCAGAUAUGUGUCCAGAUUCAGAAAGGGCAGAGCGAGAAAGGAAAGGUGACCUUGAUCAGCAUGAACGUGUGGAUGGGGAUAGAAAUCAAACCAGCAUGUCCCUUGCUGUUAAAAAGUAUAACAGGACAGCUGAGCGGGAUGCAAACCUGAUAAGACCGAUGCCAAUCCUGCAGAAGACAAUGGAUUAUUUGCUCAAUUUACUAGAUAAACCUUACAGUAAUCGAUUUCUUAGCAUGUAUAACUUUUUGUGGGACAGAAUGCGGGCCAUCCGAAUGGACCUAAGAAUGCAACACAUCUUUAACCAAGAGGCUAUUAAUAUGUUGGAGCAAAUGAUAAGACUUCACAUAAUUGCGAUGCAUGAAUUGUGCGAAUACUCAAGAGGAGAGGGGUUUGCUGAAGGAUUUGAUGCUCACCUCAAUAUUGAGCAGAUGAAUAAAACAUCGGUAGAAUUGUUCCAAUUGUACGAUGAUCACAGAAAGAAAGGAAUAAAAAUUCCUACAGAAAAAGAAUUUCGAGGUUAUUAUGCGCUUCUCAAGCUGGACAAGCAUCCUGGGCAUAUGGUUGAACCUGCUGAGCUCUCGCUUGAUCUUGCAAAGAUGACUCCAGAAAUAAGACAAACUUCAGAGGUGCUAUUUGCACGUGAUGUAGCAAGAGCAUGUAGAACUGGUAAUUUCAUUGCCUUCUUUCGACUUUCAAGGAAAGCAACUUAUCUCCAAGCGUGCUUGAUGCACGCUCAUUUUGCAAAGUUACGGACUCUGGCACUUGCUUCUCUACAAGCAGGUCUCCAGAAUAACCAAGGUCUCCCUAUUGCUGAUGUUGCCAAGUGGCUAGCCGUGGAGGAAGAGGAAAUCGAAAGCCUUUCAGAAUAUCAUGGAUUCCAGAUGAAAUCGUACAAUAAAGAAGUAUAUAUUGUAAAGGAAGGUUCAUUUCUAAAUGGCGAUGAAGAAUAUCCUACAAAGUGUUCUAAACUUGUGGACACAAAAAAAUCAAGGACGAUAAUCAAGGAUGUUUUAUCUUCUGGUCAAGUCGCAUGCUUACCUGUGGAAGCUUCAAAAGAUAUUCAGCUGACUAUACCAAACAAGAUUGGAAUAAAAACUGCUUCAUAUGAUGAAAGGAAAAGUCUUGUGCAGGAUAAACCAUCUAUUCCAGUAGUAAAUCCCAUCCUUGAAGUUGAUGUAGAAAUGCGCAAUUAUGAAGUUGUUUCAUCCCCAAAAGAUACCAGUCCAAGGCAGAAAAUAAUUCCAACUGCAAUUUUUUCCCCCCAAAUAGAUGUCAGACAAAAGCAGCAGAUGAUUCAAACACCAAUAGCUUUGUCCCUAAAUGAUAGCAGAGUAAAGCAGCAAGUGAUUAACUUGCCAUCUGUUGGUCGUUGCCCUACAGAUGAUAAUCAGAUGGUGUCUGUUUCUUCUUUCCCGUGGGAUCUCUCAUAUAAACCCCAACCUUACAAAUUUGGUUUAAAUGAUAAGGCGAACAAAGAUGCUUUUUACAGUGACUCUCCAGAGAAAAGCAUGCAUUCUGAUUUGGAAGCAAUACCAUUGCAGAUUGUGUCAAAAACAUCUCUGCAUUCUCCAGUUGGUACAUAUAGUUACGAGGAAGAAUGUUCAGUAGGCCAAAUUGUGUCUAAUAACUUGGACAAUGAGAAUCUUACAGAUCUUCCUCAGGACGGAAAUCAUCGACAGGAGGAAAUUGCCGAGGCAAAACUGAAGCUGAUCUUUAGGUUAUGGAGGCGGCGCUCUGUGAAGUUUAGGCAACUGCGAGAGCAAAAGCAGAUGAUUGCAAAUGCUGCAUUGAAUUCUUUAUCAUUGGGACCACCAAUUCAACUGAAAAGAGUUCCACCGUGCAUGCCUGGUGACUUUGACAUUGAUCGAAUUUUGAGGGAGAGACAUCAAAAGCAAGGCCAGUCCUGGUCUAGUCUUAAUGUUUCAGAUGUAAUAGCAGAUACACUACGCACAAGAAACCAGGAUGCCAGAUGCCUGUGCUGGAAAAUUGUUGUAUAUUCUCAGAUGAACAGUAUAGAAGAUGAUGAACUCAGGCAAAGGAAUCAUGCCCUGGAAGCAGCACCCUGGUUGCUUUCAAAGCUCAUGCCUUUGGAAAACAACGACGAGGAUCUCCUAGUUUCAUCGCCUGGCAUGUCGAUAUGGAAGAAAUGGAUUGAAGGCCAAUCUGGUUCAGAGCUGGCCUGCUGUUUAUCUGUUGUUAAGGAUGCAAACAGUCAAAAUCUGAUUGAGUCUGUAUCUGGUACAAGUGCACUUUUGUUUCUUGUAUCAGGAAGCAUCCCUUGGAAAUUGCAAAAAGUCCAGCUCAAUAACCUUCUGAUGUCAGUACCGUAUGGCUCCUGCUUACCUCUUCUGAUUCUAGCUGGUUCAUUCAAGAAUGAUGUUACAGAUCCUUCCUCCAUUAUAGUUGAGAAUAUGGGUCUCCAAGAUUUGGAUAUGUCCCAAAUAAGCAGCUUUCGGAUUGUUUCUCUUCUAGAAAAUCAGAAAAGAGAGCAACUGGAUGGGUUCUAUAGUGACAACCGACUGAGGGAUGGACUCAGAUGGCUUGCAAGUAAAUCACCUCUUCAACCCAUUCUUCACCAUGUGAAAACACAUGAAUUGAUUCUGACAUACCUGAAUUCUUCAUUGGAGGCACUCGAGAAAAUGAAAGAUUAUGAGGUGGGUCCAAAUAACUGUAUCCUAGCCUUCAAUGAAGCUUUAGAUCAGUCACAGAGGGAAAUUGCUGCUGCUGCUGCUGAAGCAAAUCCUGCUUGCAUGCCUUGCCCUGAGAUUGCUUUGCUGGAGGAAUUCAGUGAAGAACACAAGCUGGUGAACUGGUGCUUGCCAAGCAUAGGAUGGAGUUCAGUGGCAAAAAUAGAACCACUAAUCUCAGCUCUAGGGAGUUGUAGACUUCCCCCUUUUCCUAAUAGUAUCUCAUGGUUGCCCAGAUGUUCGAAUGCAAGGAAGGAGAUCGAAAGCCUGAGAGUUGAACUUGAAAAUGGCUUGAUGGGGUACCUUGCAGAUUCGAAGAUGAUGGGACUUGCACUUGCUAUAAAAGAGGCACAUGUAAUGCUACAAAGUAGUUGUCGACUUGAGUGCCACGACUCUUGCUGCUACAUUGUGCCUAAGUGGACAACGAUUUUUCGUAGAAUCUUCAAUUGGCAGUUGAUGGGAUUGGCUACCGGAACAUCCUCUUCAGCUUAUGUCCUGGAGUGUCCUCAUUUCAGUUCAACUUUUGGGAGCCUGGGUAAAUUGAGGCUUGAAGAUAGUGAACCUUCGGCAUAUCAUCUCAAUCAGCCGACUCUGGAUGAAGUUAUUGAAGUUUUCCGUAGCCCUCUAAUGUUUCAUAGAGAUCAGCCCUUGCAAGAAACUGAUCUGAAUCUUCCGGAGACAUCUCCUAAUGGUUCAGUUCAUGAGACUCCCAGCACAUAUGAUCUUAUGGAUGAUGACACACGCUUAACCAAUGAUAUAGAGGAUCUACAUCACGUAAAUAGAGAACUAGGAGUUGGUGGCAGAGAAAUGGUGGUGACUGGAAAAGAGACCAAGGAAGAUGAUAAAUUGAGUAUAUUGUUGGAGCAGUGUAACAUGUUGCAAAGUGUGAUAGAUAAGAAGUUGUCCAUUUAUUUCUAACCUGUUAAUAAUCUUGUAACAAUUUUGUAAUUGGUGUAUUUUAGCUACUGCAACGGCUGUAUGACCUUGACAUUAUUUUUUAUACAUGAGGGAAUGGUGAAUUUUCAUUCAUUUAUUUAUUUA